AUGUCAACAGACCCUCUGGUUUUUUGGUUCAACGGUGGACCUGGUUGCUCAUCUCUAACCGGAUUUUUAUAUUUAAAUGGACCAGUUUUAUUGAAAGAUGGCAAAUUUAUGGAAGAAAAUCCAUAUUCUUGGACAAAAUUUUCGAAUGUGGUAUGGCUUGAAUCACCAGUUUCAGUUGGAUUUUCCUAUUCUAAAAUCAACACUCAUCCUGAUGAUAAUAUUUCUGCAGCAAGGGAUAAUUAUCUGGCUGUGAUGAGGUUUUUGGAGGUAAGCUUAGAAGAUCUGGAAAUUUUUCUGAAAUUUUCUAGAAGCUUAGAAGAUCUGGAAGUUUUUCUGAAAUUUUCUAGAAGCUUAGAAGAUCUGGAAGUUUUUCUGAAAUUUUCUGAAUUUCUCAAAUCCUGGAAAAAUUUCCAGAUAUUUCCAAAAUUCAAGAAUCACGAUAUUUUCCUAGCUGGUGGAUCUUAUGCUGGAAUUUUUAUACCAAUGUUAUCUUCAAGGAUUCUAGAAGGUUCGAAUGACAUCAAAUUGAAGGUGAGCUUCAGAAGGCUUCAGAAGGUUCUAGAAAGCAUCAGGAGAAUUUCGAAAGCUUCAAAAAGGUUUCCAGAAUCUUGCCGAGGCUACAGAAUACUUCAGAAAUAUUCAAAAGGCUUCUGAAGCAUUACAGUUCCCUCUGGAAGAUUCCGGAGACAAUAUUCUAUACAUGACUCACUUGUUGUUGGGAAAGUGCGAAUUUAGAAUAACAUAUUUUCACAAUCCAGAUAAUCUGUCAUACUGUAAGUGCUAGGAUAUUAAAAUAAUCGUGAUUGCUUUCAUAAGAAGCUUGUCAGGACAAUCCGUUUCGAAAAGCACUUACAGAUAAUCAAAACGAAAAGCGGAUUUGGAAGGGUUACGGUAGCUUCUUGAAAUAGAAAUGAAUUUGAUGAUCAAUAAAAAGAUUAAGGCUACCGUAGUACAUGAAUUGGAGGAUUAAUUAAUUCAUGAGAUUAAAUGUCACAGAUUAAUGUUUCUACUUUUAGAAACUACAGUAUGACUUCAGAAGACUUCGAAUCAAAACUGUUCCAGGUUCAAACUAGACUUUAGUUUAUACAUACAACAGAAAAUUGCCAAAUUUAAAAUUACAUAGUGUCCAUGUAAAACUGAAAAUUGCCAAAAAAUGAAAAAAAUUUAACUCAAACUAAAUUAUAGUUUCUAGUCAAAACUAGAGUAUAGUUUCUGGCUCAAACUGGACUAUAGGGCUUUUUAGGCUUUAGAAGGCUUUAAAAGGCCUUGGAAGGCUUUAAAAUGCUCCCCGAGGGCUUUGAGAGACUUCAUAGGGCUUUUGAAGGCUUUUGAAGGCUUUAGCACGGUCCAGAAGGCCUCAAAAGGCUUUAGAAUGCUCCCAGUGGGCUUUGAGGCUUCUGGAGGUUUCAGAAGGAUUCGGAAGGCUUCAGAAGGCUUUAGAAGGCUUUGGGAGGGUUCUGGAGGUAUCAGAAAGUUUCAGAAGGCUUUAGAAGACAUUUUGAGCCCAAAACUAAAUUUAGAAAGAAAUAGUUCAUAUAAAAAAUAGUAUUUUUGAUCUAGAAGACUAUUUCAGCCAAAAUUUUUCAGAAAAUCACUGAAUUUUCAGAUCAGAUCUCUUCAACGGUUUUACGGCUCAAAAAAUCGUAAAAUAAUUUUUGAUGAAUAUGGAGAGAAUUAUGUUUUAGUUACGAAAAGUUACGAAAUUCCAAUUUUCAAAGAAAUUUUUGCUGAAAAUCACUGAAGUUUGAGAUUUCCGAGAGUAUAAUCACCCAAAAAUCAAUAAUGAUAUUCAAGUAUUCCCAUCCAUCCCAAGACCCACCUUUUUGCAGGGUCUCGCAAUUGCGUCGGUCUCGCAAUUGGCUCUUUCAGUUUAUCACUCAACAUCAAAACAUCCUUCAUAUUUUCCUACACUCACGGAAUAAUUGACGAAGAAACAUAUCGAAAAAUCAUCAAAAAUUGUUGUUAUGAAAAAACCAUUGAAGAAUGCGAUAUUUUGGAUGAUUGGGCAAACACGGCAUGUCAUCAGAUGUAUAAUAUCAUAGCUGAAAUUAAAGCACUUGAUAUUUAUGAUAUAAAUCGAGAAUGUGAAAAUCUGAAUUGCAAUAAAACAUUCGAAUUAACAAAUAAUUAUAUGAAUCGGGAAGAUGUUCGAGAAAUUUUGAAAAUUCCAAAAGGUGUCAAAAAAUGGACGACUUGUCAGACGGAUUUCAAAUUUUCUCGUGGAUUUUUGGAGAUGGAUCAGGAUUUUAGAAAGGCUUCUAGGGAAAAUGUGAAAAGUUUAUUGUUUUAUGGCGAUGCGGAUAUGGUUUGUCCUUUUACGAUGGGACAACUAAUGUUGGACAGACUUGGGUUGAAGGUGAGCUUGGAUUUUUUGGCUCUCUGGGCUCUCUGGGAGAUCUAGGCUCUCUAGGCUCUAUAGGCUCUCUAGGCUCUCUAGGCUCUCUGGGCUCUCUAGGCUCCCUAGGCUCUCUAAAUCCUUAAUAAUUGGGUCUUGCUGACGCAUUUCUAGUAGUUUAAAGUUUAGCUGACGCAUUCCUAGUAGCUUGGAAUUUCACUGACGCAUUUACGGUAGCUUUGAAUUACACUGGCGCACUUCUAGUAUCUUGAAAAUUAGCUGACGCUUUUCUAGUAGCUCGAAAUUUUGCUGACCCAUUUCUAGUAGCUUGAAAUUCAGCUGACGCAUUUUUGGUAGCUUGACACUUUGCUGACGCAUUUCUGGUAGCUCGAAUUUUUGCUGACGCAUUUCUGGUAGCUUGUAGCUCUGCUGACGCAUUUCUAGUAGCUUUAAAUUUCACUGACGCAUUUCUGGUAGCUUUUAAUUUUGCUGACGCUUUUUUAGUAGCUCUAAAUUUCACUGACGCAUUUUCUGUAGUUUGAACCUUUGCUAAAGCUUUUACAAUAGCUUGAAACUUUGCUGACGUAUUUCUAGGAGCUCGAAACUUUGCUGACGCAUUUCCAGUAGCUUGAAGUUUAGCUGAGGCUUUUCUGGAAUAUCGCAACUUUACUGACGCGUUUCUAGUAGCUCAAAACUUUACUGACGCUUUUCUAGCAGCUUUAUAUUUCACUGACGCAUUUCUGGUAGCUUUAAAUUUAACUGACACAUUCCUACUAGCUCGAAAUUUGGCUGACGUAUUUCUAGGAGCUCGAAACUUUGCUGACGCAUUUUUGGUAGCUUGACACUUUGCUGGCGCAUUUCUAGUAGCUUGAAACUUUGCUGACACAUUUCUGGUAGCUCGAAAUUUGGCUAACACAAUCCCAGUAGCUUUGAAUUUCACUGACGCAUUUCUAGUAGCUUUGAAUUUUGCUGGCGCUUUUCUAGUAGUUCGAAACAUUGCUGACGCAUUUUUGGUAGAAUGGAACUUUGCUGACGCUUUUCUAGUAGCUCUAAAUUUCACUGGCGCUUUAACGGUAUCUUCAAACUUUACUGGCGCAUUUACGGUAGCUUGAAGGUUAGCUGACGCUUUUCUAUUAGCUCAAAAUUUUGCUGAUGCUUUUCUAGUAGCUUUAAAUUUCACUGACGCAUUUCUAGUUGCUCGAAACCUAGCUGACGCAUUUCUAGUAGUUCUAAAUUUUAAUGACGCGUUUUUGGUAGCUUUAAACUUUACUGACGCAUUUCUGGUACCUUGAAACUUUGCUGGCGCUUUCCUAGUAGCUUGGAAUUUCACUGACGCAUUUCUUGUAGCUCGAACCUUUGCUGACGCUUUUCAAGUAGCUCGAUACUUUGCUGACAUAUUUUCGGUAGCUCAAAACUCAGCUGGCGCAUACCUAGUAGCUCAGAAAAUUCUAGAAUCUUUGCGCUUAAAAAAUUAUUGAUCCAAUUUUUUUCAGCUUCUUCAAGAUUCAUCAGUUUACGCAAUAAAUGAAACAAUUAUUGGUCAGAAAACAGUUUAUGAAAAUAUCGAAUUUUUAGUUUUCAAAAAUGCCGGACACAUUUUGCCAAGCACACAUCCAGAAGCAUUUUUCGAAAUUCAUCGCAGAUUUUUUAAUUUUGAAAAUGUUUGA
Messenger RNA from Caenorhabditis angaria, 4002 nucleotides. Lineage: Eukaryota; Metazoa; Nematoda; Chromadorea; Rhabditida; Rhabditidae. The record is from the annotation of a GenBank genome assembly.